AUGUGGCCUUACUCCGGCAACAUACAAUAUUCAUUGAGGAGUGGCCAGAUUAGCGCCAAUAAAUUGGCGUUCCAUGAGCUUCAAUCCAGAUCGAUCACGGCAGGACUGCCCUUGCACAGAGAACUGGAUUCGAGAGGGGUGUGCUGUGCAUGCGGGGCCACCUCCCGUUAA
This is a messenger RNA of Auxenochlorella protothecoides, 171 nucleotides long. RefSeq lists its product as hypothetical. NCBI's taxonomy places the organism in Eukaryota, Viridiplantae, Chlorophyta, Trebouxiophyceae, Chlorellales, Chlorellaceae. Bases 1 to 171 code for a protein of 56 amino acids. The transcript has a single exon. The record is from RefSeq and is a predicted model, not a curated record.